AUGAAAAGUGAUAGCGAAGAUGAAUUAGAUACUCUUGAUGUUGAUAAUGGAAAAUUUGCGGGUAAAAAAAUCAAUGACGACAAAGAAAUCGAAGAAGAAGAAGAAGAAGAAGAAGAAGAAGAAGAAGAAGAAGAAGAAGAAGAAGAAGAUGAUGAUGAUGAUGAUGAUGAUAAUGGUGAUGAUGAAAGCGAAGAGGAAGAACCAGAGAAAAAAAAACCUAAGAAAGAUGAUAGUGAAAACUCCAGUUCCAGCAAUGCUGCUGCAAGAUUAGAACAAAAAAAAUUAUUGAACGAAAGAAAACUUAAACGUAAGUCUGGUGUUGAAAUUCAAAAAAUUAAGAUAAUUUGGGAAAAACUAAGAAGCACAUCAUUGAAUAAAGAACUUAAAAAAAAAUAUUCUGAAGAAAUAUGGAAUUUGUCAAAAGAUUGUCUUGAAGAUUUAAUUUUAAAGCAUGAUGCAUCCAGAAUAAUCCAAACAUUGAUCAAGUAUUCUUCAAAGGACCAAAUUUUAGAAAUUGUUAAUGAGUUAUCGAAUUCCAACAAGAAAAAUAAGGAUAGUCAUAAUUUUUUUUACAAGUUGUCCACAAAUACUUAUGGGAAAUAUUUGUUGAUCAAAUUAUUGCAUUAUGGUUCAAGAGAUUCUAAUCAAAUUAUAAUUGAUAAUUUGUAUGGAAGUUUUAAAAAAUUAAUCAAGCAUAAAGAAGGUGCAUAUGUAUUGGAGGAUAUUUAUGUUUUGUAUUCAAAUUCAUUGCAAAAGAGACAAAUAUUAAGGGAGUUUUAUGGGAAUCAAUUUUCUAUAUUAGCAUUUAAUAAGAAAGAAGAUUUAAAGACAAUUGAAACAAUUGAAGAAAUUUGUUUUGAAAACGAAGAUAAAAGAAUAUUGAUAUCUAAAAAUUUAUUUAAAAUAAUUAGUUCUGCUAUCGAUAAGGGUUCUACUGGAUUUCAAAUUGUACAUGGGAUUAUAUUAGAGUAUCUUAAGAUUGCAAAUCAAAAAGAGAUUGAGGAAUUAUUAGAGAUUGUUAAUGAUCAAAUAGCCGAGUUGAUUCAUACUAGAGAAGGAUGUGAGUCGUGUAAAAUCUUGAUUUCACAUAGUAAUAAUAAAAAUAAAAAGAAAAUUAUUAAGAAUCUUAAAUCACACUUUAAGAAAUUGAUAACAAAUGAAUAUGGAUAUUUAAUUGGGAUUUUAAUAUUUUGUACGGUUGAUGAUACAAAUUUAAUUUGUAAAAAUUUAGUCAAUAAAGACAAUAUUGAUAAAGAUGUUUUGCUUGAUAAGAAUGGCAGAAAAUCAUUAUUGUAUUUAAUUUGCAAUGGAUUCAAUUCAAGAUAUUUUCCACCAUCGUUUAAAAAGGAAUUGGAUAAGUAUAUUAAAAUAUCUAAGGAAGAGUUGAAAAACAGUAAAAAACCCCAGGAAUCGAUUCGGAAAGAGAUUUUCAAAAAAAUUGAAUUGAGAUUAUAUGAGAUAAUUUACAAUGAUUUUGAACUAAUCUUCAAUGAAAAUAUUGGUAUCCAAUUGAUAUCCGAGUUAAUCUUAUCGCCAAUAAAGAGUGAUGGUAAGGAUGUCAAAGAGGCAAAAGAUCAGUUGAUUGAUUCAAUUUUACUAAAAUUUUCGGAUAACUUGGACUUUGUUAAGGAAAAUAAAUUUUCGGUGCGUUUUUUAAAACUAUUGAUUAGUGGUGGACACUUUAAUUUCAAAGAGAAGAAAAUCGAGAAAAUCAAGGAGUUUGAUAAUAUUGAAUUUUGCAGAAAAUUCAUAGAAAAAGUUAUUUUUAGCAACGACAAAAGUUUGGUCAAUUGGAUCAAGUCUGACGGCAGUUUUGUAGUGUUAUCGCUCUAUGAAAAUUUGGUUGGAAACAAGCUGGCUCGAAGCAAUGAGUUGAUGGAAGAUUUCUUGCAGAGUGUUGAGGGAUUGAAGAAAGAGAUCAAGAAGAUCAGCGAGUCAGAUAGUAAAAAUAAAGGAGCACAAUCGCUAUAUAAAUUGUUGAAAUAG
This is a messenger RNA of Ascoidea rubescens DSM 1968, 1986 nucleotides long. It is a transcript of the gene PUF6, whose product is annotated as Puf6p. Gene Ontology annotation, cellular component: nucleolus. Gene Ontology annotation, molecular function: mRNA binding. The record is from RefSeq and is a predicted model, not a curated record. Gene Ontology annotation, biological process: regulation of translation. Lineage: Eukaryota; Fungi; Ascomycota; Saccharomycetes; Ascoideales; Ascoideaceae. The transcript has a single exon. Bases 1 to 1986 code for a protein of 661 amino acids.